This is a messenger RNA of Suillus discolor, 3065 nucleotides long. Its product is annotated as DNase I-like protein. Gene Ontology annotation, molecular function: phosphatidylinositol-4,5-bisphosphate 5-phosphatase activity. The record is from RefSeq and is a predicted model, not a curated record. Lineage: Eukaryota; Fungi; Basidiomycota; Agaricomycetes; Boletales; Suillaceae. The transcript is spliced from 25 exons. Gene Ontology annotation, biological process: phosphatidylinositol dephosphorylation. Bases 81 to 2993 code for a protein of 970 amino acids.
CACACCUUUGUACUUACAAUAACCCUUUGACAACAGGUGAAGAUUUCUUUAGGAAGUGAAGUCGUCUAGACCACCCACCUAUGAAUGGGACAAUGGAAGCCGCAAUUCAAUCCCUUCUGCGAUCAUCUGAGAAUCUCCAGGCGGCACUCGAAGUCGAGGUCACACAACUUCAAGAACGCGGUGACCUUUCAAGUUCUUCUACAGAUGACCGAUCCAGACGCAUUCUGGCCGUUGUAUCGCACAGAAGGGACUACGUGGGAGAUGAAGAAGGCAGUGUUCUGAUUUUUAAGCGCACGCCGGGUCGCUCCAUGGAGGACUUGAGUGUUGAAGUUGCGUAUCCGAUCUCUGGAAGUUUUUCGUUCUCUGUUGCACAAGCAAGGCGAAAAACUUUAGACCUUCGCCCAUCUGGGGGAGAGACUGGUGCUUCGCUAUGUCAGUCGAGAUCAGAACUUACUUUGACCAUAAAGUAUGAGCUGGCUACUGAAAUACGAAGCCAUACUUUGAUCGCACGAGAUACGCGGAAAUUGCAGUCCUUCACCGCAGAAUGCAGACGUUUGAAGGACAUGUUCACUAGACAUGAAUUCGAUGCUGAUUUCUCUUGGCUAUCACUUUACACACAAGAGAACUCUUUGAAAUCCUUUUCAUCUCCUGUAGAUUUGCGCAUGGUCAAUGUACCGUUGCAUACGCGACUUUCGCCGGCAAGUGCGGGUCUGCCAGGAGACGAUGCGGACGAUAUCAGCAUUGUUCGCGAAAAUUGGAUCUAUAACAAAGCUAUUGAAGAAGCUUUCACUGGGUCAUCGGCGCGCCUGCUCAUCCGCACAGGGACAUUCAAUGUCAAUGGAAAAAUGCCGUCGCAGGACCUAUCUCCCUGGCUCAGACCAACGAAGCGGAAUUCAGAGAUAUCUGGAUGGAUCUCGCCUUUGAAAGCCAUAUCACCACUCGACAUACUUCCAAACCCAGUUGAUGAACAGAUGACCACCAGCCUAGGAGCUUCUUCUGCCACAUUAGCCCAUGCAAGUUUGAACAACGACGCAAAGGUCUCUGAUCCAGAUCUCCUUGUACUAGGCUUCCAAGAACUGGACCUUUCAACCGAAGCCCUUUUGUAUGCUACCAGUACCGUCAAGGAAGAUGCGUGGGUGGAAGCCAUCUUGGCUGGGUUGGGUGAGAGAGGGAUUCUCUACGAGAAGCUCGCUUCCAAACAGCUGGUUGGCAUGCUGAUCGUAGCAAUUGCGAAGAAGUCGCGUCUGUCAUGCUUUAGUGACAUCAGAUUCAGCACCGCUGGUGCAGGAAUCAUGGGCAUUAUGGGCAAUAAAGGUGCAACAGCGAUACGGAUGUCAUACACACCUUUAGCCCAAGAAAUCUCCCCAAGUCCCACAGUACUCACUUUCGUUAAUGCACAUCUCGCAGCAUUCGAUGAAAUGGUAGAGAGGCGAAACUUUGACUUCCACGAUCUUUCCAGGCGUCUAGUCUUUGAUCAGCCUGACGAACUUGAUUCUAAUUCUUAUGCGAAUACCGCAUCGGAAACUUCGAGAAGGCCUGUUGGGUUGUUUGAAAGUGACGUAUUAUUCUGGAUGGUGCAUUUGAAUUACAGGAUAGAUCUUGCGGACGGGGACGUCAGAGAACUACUAACAUCUUUUCCAGGCCCGGGUAACGUCCCACUUUUGCUAAAAUAUGAUCAGUUGAAGAUGGCUAUCGCAAGCAGGAAAGCAUUUGCCGGGUUCUCGGAGCAUGCAAUCACACAUAUGCCUUCGUACAGAUAUGCGUCAAAUACAUCAGAAGAUUCUCUGGGAUAUGAUCGAAAGCGCAAACCCGCAUGGACGGACCGCAUAUUACAUAUGUCGGCUCCAAGUGUUCCAGUCACCCAACGUUCAUACUGCAGCCAUCCUCAAAUAACAUUGAGUGAUCACCGUCCAGUGUCAGCUGAUUUUGAUUUAAACGUAUCAAUUGUUGACAAGCAGAGACGUGAGAUCGCCGCCUCUAAGCUGUAUCGGGAGUUAUGGGGCGUGGAACAUUCUUCAAAAACACCGAAAAUCAAGCUGCAGCCAAUGAAAUUGGACUUUGGAAAAAUCUACUACAGGCGUCCAAUCAGACAAACGUUAUCCAUUCAGAAUAAUGGACAGAUCCCCUGCGUUUACCGAUUUGUCACUGCAGAUGCUGAACAGCCAAUCUGUCCACAAUGGCUUAAGAUUGAUCCCGUGGCGGGCCUACUUCGUCCGGGUGAAUCGUCGACUAUCACCGUCACAGUGUUUGUCGAUAACUCGUCUGCGUCACGACUGAAUCUUUUACCGCCCCGCUUGGAUUUUACCCUCAUAUUGCACACUGCUCUAGGGAAAGAUCACUUUAUCUCGGUCACCGGCGAAUACCAACAUACUUGCUUCGCAAACAAGCUUGCCAGACUUACACGACUUCCCUGUCCCGUGCGAUCUAUGAAGUCUCCGAACGAUCAGGUACCUGCACAGCAGUUAGUGAACGCUCCGAGGGAGGUCAUGAGAUUGAUCAAUUGGUUGAUGACCUAUGUCACCGAUCCAAGUGAUUUAUUCAAUGGUCUUAUUGAAGAGAGCAUAUGCAUAAACAUCAGAGAGUGUCUUGAUACAGGAGAUCAAUUUCCAUCCCCCCAGUCUGGAGGAGAACACGGUCCGCUGACGACUGCCAUUGUAUCUACGUUGGUACAGUUAUUGGACUCGUUGGUAGAUCCUGUGGUGCCCCCGUACCUCCAUGCGCGGUGUCUGCAAAUGACAAGUAGAGACGAAGCAUUCGAGCUGCUGGAUGAAUUUCCUCCUGAAUCAGUCAAUGUAUGGAUCUCGCUUACUGCAUUCCUCCAUUAUAUGUCCCUGCAAAAACUGUCGUCACAAUCAUCGACGAAUCAAGCGGAAAUGGCAGAAAGGCUGGCGACUGUAUUUGCAUCAGUAUUACUGCGGGACGACUCAACAGGGCUUUACACUCCCGUGUCUCCAAUCGGAAAACGGAAGUUUUUGCUUCAUUUUGUUGGGUGACAUACACGCGACAUCCCAGAGGCAGGACAAUACAUGCAACUAGCAACAAUGAAAUUUAUAAGAUAUCGGACG